Panicum virgatum (switchgrass) is the source of this 3009-nucleotide messenger RNA. Its product is annotated as cytochrome P450 89A2-like. Gene Ontology annotation, molecular function: iron ion binding; heme binding; oxidoreductase activity, acting on paired donors, with incorporation or reduction of molecular oxygen, NAD(P)H as one donor, and incorporation of one atom of oxygen. Bases 1043 to 2698 code for a protein of 551 amino acids. NCBI's taxonomy places the organism in Eukaryota, Viridiplantae, Streptophyta, Magnoliopsida, Poales, Poaceae. The record is from RefSeq and is a predicted model, not a curated record. Gene Ontology annotation, cellular component: membrane. The transcript has 2 exons.
GGACUCGGCGAGCAAGCAGAGCACAGUCGCCGCCUUCUCCCUGACCUUGGGCGCCGUCGCUGUGAGCAGCUGCACCAGCCCGGUCACGUUGCCACGGCCGAGCGCUGACAGCACGCUCUCCUCGUUCUCGCGCAGAGCGUGAAGCAGCCCGUCCAUCGCCCGGUGCUUCACCUUCGCGUGCUCAAUCUGCAGGCCGGCAAGCAGCUCCCACACAUCCGUCUACGCGCCGCCCGCUGCCGCCAUAGCCUCAGCCUAGGUUGCGACGGACAGCACACCGGCGAUGGCCUUCCACCGCCCGCCGAAGCCGGUUGCCGAGCACGGGCUCACAAGCCUGCCGCCGCUACAGCCCACGGUGCAGAGCAACUCCACCUGCAUCAUCUCGCCGCGGGGAGACUCCACCAGGAAGCUGCGCUCCCCGUCUCCCUGGGUGCCGGUGGCAGCGAGGCGGACUUCAUGGGCGAGGACGACGGCGACACCGCGGGGGACUUGAGCAGCACACGGAGCGCCCUGUCCCUCUCGGCCCGCGGCGAGGAGAAGGUGUGCGGCUGCGACGGAUAGCACGUACGCCAGCACCGACGUGCUUCCGUAGAGCACUGCGACCAUGGCGUCCACGGGGCGCCGCCACCGCCGCGUAGGUGGACCUGGAGGCCCUCGACGCGGGCAACGACCAGAAGCAUGGCGACAGGCAGGAGCGGCCUGCGCACACGGGUUACGGGGUCGAGCAGGUGCGUCUCGCCGAGGUCGUCCGUGGCCACGAUUGCGCCGCGCAUGGAGCCGAGUGGCCUCGGGGGACCUCGUGGUCGCAGCACUCGAACAGGUAGUUGUGGUCGUCAUCCGCAUCCCCGGCAACAUCUAUGUGGAGGAGCAGCCUGGGGCGGUCGGGGAGGGGGUUCGUGGGUCACCGUGAAGAAUCGGAGGAGCAGCCAGUGGAAUGGUUCUGCCGGAGGAGGGGGGAGAAGAUAAGGCAGCGGGACACAGUUGUCAUUUCGUGUUGUUUUGGAAUUAAAUCAAUUAAGAUAUUACUGAUAGUGUCUUUCAGCAAAUGAAACCGAUUGAACAACAUCAAUCAGCAAAGCAUAAACCACGGAUCGACCAACGAGGGAAGCAGACCAGACCAGAGCAAGAAGACUUCGCCAUGGACACACAGCUCCUCCUCCUCGCCGCCCUCCUCCUCCUGCCCCUCGCCGCGCUCCUGCUCGCGAACCAGCGCAGGGCCCGCAGGCGCAGCAAGAACGGCGCCCGCCUCCCGCCGGGCCCGCCGGGACUGCCGCUCCUCGGCAACCUGCUGCUGCUGAGGCGCUCCUCGUCCGACGUGGAGGCCCUGCUCCGGCGCCUCGUCGCGCGGCACGGGCCCGUCGUCUCCCUGCGCGUGGGCUCCACCCUCUCCAUCUUCGUCGCCGACCCCCGCCUCGCGCACGCGGCCCUGGUCGGGAGCGGGGCGGCGCUCGCCGACCGCCCAGCCGUCGCGCGCGCGCUCCUGGGGGAGAGCGGCAACACCAUCGCGCGGUCCAGCUACGGGCCCGUGUGGCGCCUCCUCCGCCGCAACCUCGUCGCCGAGACGCUGCACCCGUCGCGGGUCCGGCUGUUCGCGCCCGCGCGCGCGUGGGUCCGCCGCGCGCUCGCGGAGACGCUCGGGCGGGAGGCCGAGGAGGCCCAGGCGCCGCCCCCCGUGAUGGAGGCGUUCCGGCACGCUAUGUUCUGCCUCCUCGUGCUCAUGUGCUUCGGCGAGCGGCUGGGCGAGUCGGCGGUGCGCGCCAUCGCGGCCGCGCAGCACGCCUGGCUCAUGUUCGUGGCCCAGAACGCGAACACGUUCGCGUUCCUGCCGGCGCUGACCAAGAUCCUCUUUCGCGGCCGCCUCCAGAAGGGGCUCGAUGCUCGGCGGCGCCAGAAGGAGCUCUUCCUGCCCCUCAUCGAGGCGCGGCGGGAGCGCAAGAGGCAGUUGGACGGCGGCGCGGCGGCGCCGGAGAAGGAGACGACGUUCGAGCACUCGUACGUGGACACGCUGCUCGACAUCAGGCUCCCCGACGAGGGGAACCGCGCGCUCACGGACGACGAGAUGGCGAACCUCUGCUCCGAGUUCCUCACCGCCGGGACCGACACGACGUCCACCGCGCUGCAGUGGAUCAUGGCCGAGCUCGUCAAGAACCCGGGCAUCCAGGAGAAGCUCCACUGCGAGAUCAGGGCGGCGUGCGGCGACGAGCAGGAGGAGGUCGGCGAGGAGGACACGCACAAGAUGCCGUACCUCAAGGCCGUCGUCCUCGAGGGGCUCCGCCGGCACCCUCCCGCGCACUUCCUGCUGGCGCACAAGGCGGCGGAGGACAUCGAGGUCGGCGGGUACCUGAUCCCCAAGGGCACGACGGUGAACUUCACGGUGGCGGAGAUGGGCUGGGACGAGCGGGAGUGGGACAGGCCCAUGGAGUUCGUGCCGGAGCGGUUCCUGGAGGGCGGCGACGGCGACGGCGUGGACGUGACCGGCAGCAGGGAGAUCAAGAUGAUGCCUUUCGGCGCCGGGCGGCGGAUCUGCGCCGGGCUCGGCAUCGCCAUGCUCCACCUGGAGUACUUCGUGGCCAACCUGGUCAGGGAAUUCGAGUGGAAAGAGGUGCCCGGCGAGGAGGUGGACUUCACCGAGACGCGCGAGUUCACCACCGUCAUGAAGAAACCGCUCCGCGCGCGGCUGGUGCGCAGAGCCACCGGGUGAAUUGGUGAAGGCAAUUCGUGGUGUACAGACUGCAAGCAGGAUUACCCCCAAGCCAUCACAGCGUCUGAAGAAGUAGUCCAGUUCCUUGAGUUCAACCAGAUCUCCCAUGUCUCCGCGUUGCUCCACACCAUCUUCUCGACUACUCGUUGCUACCACUAGAACCUAGCAGAAACUUGGCAGAUGAUAAUCCACUGGAGCACAGCAAUUUCUAAGAUCCUCUUUGUUGGGUUUCAAGUUCCACAACGAAAUGGAUACAGAACUGAAUUGCGAUGGGAUGUUCCUUUUCCUCCCCGUCUGAAUACGCAUGAAAA